UUAAUUAGUUUAAUGGUUCAUGCAUUUGCCUUAAAAGAUGGUAUCCAGUACUCGCAAUCACUUACUUAUCCGAGGUUGUGACCUCGUUUGUUUAAAAGAAAAAAGAAAUAUAGGAGACUUGGAAGUAGGGGAAAGAAUCCCUUGCAACUCAUGGUUGCUCUAUAUGUGUCCUUGGUUGCUUUAAAUAUAGAGCAUAAACUCCGCAAAAUUUAACAAGAGUAAUUGUAGUAAAGAUCUCUGAAAGUCCUUACAACAGUGGUCCUGUAAUGGCUCCCACCACUGUCAGCUUGAACCUUCUGGUUGACUCAACAAGCCAAAGAGUUCUUUUUGCUGAAGCUGGGAAAGAUUUUGUUGAUUUUCUGUUCAACAUUCUGUCAUUGCCUCUAGGCACUGUCAUAGGGCUUCUCACCAAACAAGACAUGGUCGGUUGCCUCGGAAACCUUUACGAGAGCCUUGAAAAUCUGAGCGAUACUUACCUGCAGCCAAUGACGAAUAAAGACACCCUUUUGAAGCCUAAAGUUUCCGAUUAUGCUGCAAAUUUACCAUCCUUGCUGCCAAACAUUCAACCGCUGACAUCCACCAACAUUUAUAACUGUGGCAAUAGUUACCAUCGUAGCGGCUGUGGUAUCUAUGUGGCAAAUGAUUCGAACUCCAUUUGUCCUUCCUGCAACAAUAUUAUGAGCCAAAUCGCAACCGUUGUCAAUCCACCAACGAAGAAGGCUUCAUCAUGUGAUGAAGGAGGUUAUGUCAAAGGGGUUAUAACUUACAUGAUCAUGGAUGAUUUGGUUGUAAGGCCUAUGUCAACUAUUUCUUGUAUCACUUUACUCAACCAGUUCAAUAUCAAGGAUGUAGGGGCUCUUGAAGAGAAAGUGAUUGAUAUAGGGGCGGAUGAGGGUGUGAAAUUGCUGAAGGCAUCUUUGCAGUCCAAGACCGUGCUCACUGAUGUAUUUCUCGGGAAGAAGGGGGACCAAAGUGAUGCUAGCAAUUCUAGUGCAGUGGUUGCUGAAUGGGAGGGGGAACUCUCGGCUGAGGGUGCUUGGGUGAUGGGAGCUGUGUUUUGGCCAAAAAUGGGGAUAUGGGGGCUCUUGGCUUGUGAUAUUACUGGUGGUUCGGUUGGUCGAUGGGGCAAUGGUAGUGGCUUGUGGAGAGGAGUUCUGGUUCGGUUAGGCAGUUGGAUGAGUAGAAGCUUCUCUGGUGAUGUCUCGGUGAGGCUGUGGAUUAGGCUCUAG
Molecule: messenger RNA, 1229 nt
Organism: Durio zibethinus
Lineage: Eukaryota; Viridiplantae; Streptophyta; Magnoliopsida; Malvales; Malvaceae
Source: RefSeq, a predicted model, not a curated record